AUGGACAAGGAAAAGCUCGCAAAACUCCAGGCUCAGCGUCUCGGUGGAAAGGGUACUCCCCGACGAAAGGUCGUCAAGAAGUCUGUCACCGCCACCCAGGGUGAUGACAGGAAGCUCCAGGCCGCCUUGAAGAAGUUGGGUGUGCAACCGAUUGCCGGUGUUGAGGAGGUCAACAUGUUCAAGGAGGACGGAAACGUUUUGCACUUUGCUGCCCCCAGGACUCAAGUCCACGCCGCUCUCCCCUCCAACACCCUUGCCAUCUACGGCCCUGGCCAGACCAAGGAGCUCACCGAGCUCGUUCCCGGAAUCCUCAACCAGCUCGGCCCCGACUCUCUCGCCAACCUCCGAAAGUUGGCCGAGUCUUACCAGUCCAUGACUGCCCGACAAGCUGCCGGUGCCGGUGGUGAGGGUGCUGGUGAGGGUGGUGACGACGAGAUCCCCGACUUGGUGGACAACUUUGACGAGGCGGACGUCAAGAAGAGCGACCUUGAGGAGCUCGAGUAG
Messenger RNA from Cryptococcus wingfieldii CBS 7118, 504 nucleotides. RefSeq names its product nascent polypeptide-associated complex subunit beta. Gene Ontology annotation, cellular component: nascent polypeptide-associated complex; cytosol. Lineage: Eukaryota; Fungi; Basidiomycota; Tremellomycetes; Tremellales; Cryptococcaceae. The record is from RefSeq and is a predicted model, not a curated record. The transcript is spliced from 3 exons. The coding region runs from base 1 to 504 and encodes 167 amino acids.